Molecule: messenger RNA, 1362 nt
Organism: Toxoplasma gondii ME49
Lineage: Eukaryota; Apicomplexa; Conoidasida; Eucoccidiorida; Sarcocystidae
Exons: 4
Source: RefSeq, a predicted model, not a curated record
AUGGUAUUCUGGCGGCUGCGCGCUUUGCUCAACUCGGUCCUCGCCUUACAUGCCGUGGCCGAAUGGCUGGACGGGUUCCUUGUACCACGAAGUUACCAGCGCGAAAGUCGAUGUCGGUGGUUGGCACUUCCGUGUGCACUUCACGCUGUCGCUGCCAGCGAUGCUCCUCCUGACACACCGGAAACAGUAUCCGGGGAGUCGUCCGACGAUGGCCGGCAGAGGCCAACGGCUUCGGGUGAUGCAGGCGUGCCUUUAUCAGCGUCGAGUGAUGCAGGAGUGCCUUCAACGGGGUCAGCGGAUGCAGGAGUACCUUCAACGGCGUCGGGUGGUGCAGACGUGCCUUUUCCAGCGUCGGGGGGUUCCGCGGUCGGCUCGGAUUUGAGUCUCUGUGAGAAGCUGGAGUUGACACGUUACAGGAAGAGCAGAAUCAAACGUGCGCUGGCAGCCGCCAAAUGCCGGUGGAGUAGUGCGGAUUCGUAUGUGAGAUACCGAACGGCACAGCGUCGAUGUCGGGCUUCGCGGGCUGGUGCACCAGUGGAACCUCCACCGCCUGAAGAAGAACAGGAGUAUAGAGAACAGUACAGUCAGUCAGUAGGUGCGAAACAAUUGUGGAUAGAGAGACUCAGAGCCACACUGACCUCCGUCGAGCAGGAGGAGCGCGAACUGCUUGCAGCCAUCAACAGACAAACAGCCGAUGCAACAGCCGGCGACACGACAGAAGGUGAACCAGGUCCUUCGACGUCGAUGGCUCGAUCGCAGGAGCCGGCAGCCCAGAUACUGCCAGAGGUCCCUGGCGUAUCGAUGGAAGUCGCAGCGUCGGAUUCGUCAUCCGACGAUGGAUCGAUUGCUAGCUCCCCUUCAGGGAAGGCGAGUUCGGCAGAGGUAGCCGCGACGCACAGCACAACUGCUGCCUCGUCCGGCCAUGCUUCUCUCGUUCAAGCACUCGAGAACAAACUGAGUCUGAUUCGAGGAAGGAAAUCAGGAUUGAUGGCACGCCUCCGCGGACUUAGGAAAGAGUGGAGCAGUGAAGACGCCUAUGUGCGCUGCAGGAAGACGACCAAAUUGAAGCUCCGUUCUUUCAGAGGCUCCACAUCUCUUCAAGAUACUGAGGUCACACCGGAAGAGCGCGUCCGCUAUUCCAGACUGUACAGAGAAGGAGUUGCCGACCACAUAAGGCGUGCCGAAGAGAUGCGAAGGCAGAUUCAAAGCCUAACGGAAGAGGAGCAGCAAAUUGUAUCGCAACUCCGUCGUGCCUCUUCCGACGGGGCGGAGCGGGGAGCGACCGAGGGCCAAGGCAGCAGUGUAGGAGGAGCAGUCAUUCCUGAUGUAGCAUCCGGUCUCGCGAUGACCCCAGAUGGGAGG